UCCACCAGCUCGACGACGCCGCCGUCUCCCUCUCAUCCGGCUCCAGAUCCCCUCUCCAUGGCGACCGUCGCGGCGGGAGGGAGCAAGAGGGGCGGCGGCCGGGGCCGCAAGGCGCUCGUGGCCGUGCUCGACAACGAGGCCAACAUCUCCGCCGGGAAGGCCGCCAAGGCCGGGGACCUCUCGGCCUCCUCCGCGCAGAAGGCGAAGCGGGCGUCGUCCAAGAGCGGCAAGGCUGCCAAGGCCGCGGCCGCGGCGGCGGCGUCGGCCGUCGUGGACGACGUGGCGGAGCUCCAGGGGAUGCUGGAGCGGCUGCGGCUGGAGAAGGAGAAGGCGGAGGAGAUGGUGCGGGAGCGGGACGAGGUCAUCCGGAAGAAGGAGGAGGAGAUCGAGACCAAGGAGAAGGAGCAGGAGCGCCUCCAGGCCGAGCUCAGGAAGGUGCAGCGCGCCAAGGAGUUCAAGCCCACCGUGAGCUUUCCUCUCGUCAAGUCGCUGCUUGAGAAGGAGCAGGACGGAGACGACAAGGGCAAGAAGAAGAAGGGGAAGGGCAAGGCCGGCCUGGAGAGGAAGAAGCCCUGCCCUGCCUAUGUUCUUUGGAUGAAGGACCAAUGGGUCGAGAUCAAGAAGGAGAACCCGGAGGCCGACUUCAAGGAGGUGUCCAACACGCUGGGCGCCAAGUGGAAGGCGCUGGGCGCCGAGGAGAAGCAGCCCUACGAGGAGCGGUACCGGCUGGAGAAGGAGGCCUACCUGCAGGUGGUCGGCCAGGAGAAGCGCGAGGCCGAGGCCAUGAAGCUGCUCGAGGAGCAGCAGAUGCAGUGGACCGCCAAGGAGCUGCUGGAGCAGUACCUCAAGUUCAGGCAGGAGGCCGAGGAGGGCGACGGCAAGAAGGGGCAGAGGAAGAACAGAAAGAAGGACAAGGACCCCUCCAAGCCCAAGCAGCCCAUGUCGGCCUACUUUGUGUACUCGCAGGAGAGGCGCGCCGCGCUGGUCGAGGAGAAGAAGAACGUGCCUGAGAUCGGCAAGAUCACCGGAGAGGAGUGGAAGAACAUGACAGAGGCUCAGAAGUCUCCCUACGAGGAAGUCGCGAAGAAGCAGAAGGAGGAGUACCACAGGCAGAUGGAGGUGUACAAGCAGAAGAAGAUUGAGGAAGCUGCGAGCCUGGAGAAAGAAGAAGAGGAGCAGAAGAAAAUCAUGAAGCAAGAGGCUCUCCAGCUGCUUAAGAAAAAGGAGAAGGCAGACAACAUCAUCAAGAAAACCAAAGAAAAGCGCCAGAAGAAGAAGCAGGAGAACGCUGAUCCCAACAGGCCCAGGAAGCCUGCCUCUUCCUUCAUUCUUUUCAGCAAGGAAGCGAGGAAGCAGCUGCUCGAGGAGCGCCCUGGCAUCAAUAACUCAACACUGAACGCGCUCAUCUCGGUGAAGUGGAAGGAGCUGAGCGGCGAGGAGCGGCAGAUGUGGAAUGAUAAGGCCGCGCCUGCCAUGGCGGCAUACAAGAAGGAGAUGGAGGAGUACACCAAGGCUCACAGCUCAUCCGCUUGACAUGAUAACAGAUUCCUUCGCUUGCAGUGGUGCAGUUCAACUGUUGGAUUGGGUUGAACUUUUCUAAUAAGGAUUCUCUUCUCUGAAUCCUGGUGUGGUAGAUGACUUGGUGUGAAUCUUAGCUUUCGGUGAGUUUAGUUGGCGUAGUUGCCGUAGACGUGGCUUCCUUCAUUCUUGAACAAAUUGAAUUGGUUAGGUUUUUGUGGCAGUUUAUGGUUGCAACAGGUUUAGAAAUUUCAGCAAGGUUGAUAAGGCAUUAAUGUUUGCUUCAAAAGUUCUGAUCAAUAUUAUUUUGCGCACAACAA
Messenger RNA from Panicum hallii, 1838 nucleotides. RefSeq names its product high mobility group B protein 6-like. The record is from RefSeq and is a predicted model, not a curated record. The transcript is spliced from 7 exons. Gene Ontology annotation, molecular function: DNA binding. The coding region runs from base 58 to 1533 and encodes 491 amino acids. NCBI's taxonomy places the organism in Eukaryota, Viridiplantae, Streptophyta, Magnoliopsida, Poales, Poaceae.